AUGUCAGAGGACAUGAUUCUUUCUGUAUCGAUAUCAGAGGCUGAAGCGUGGAAGUCUGAACGACAAACCGCAAAAGACUUGAGAAAGGCUUUCUCAGAAGCAGAGGUUCGAAACUCUGAGCUGGCCGCAAACCUUGUAACUGUUAUGACCAAAGUAGAUCAGCUUCCGGAAUCGGUACAAAGGACUUUGACAUGUUUCAGACUUGAAGAUAAGCUUUCCAAGUCAGAGUCAGAGAUUCAAGUACUCAGUCAGCAGUCACUUGGUGUAUCUCCAACCAUCAGAACUAUGGCUGCACCAUCAAAAACAAUGCUUUUACCGAGAACUCCAGUGAAAGGAUAUCUUGUCAAUGGAGAAACGAAGACUACACCGGACAUCAUGACUCUUUCUGUUCGAGAACCAGAGUCUGAUUUUAAAUCAUGGAAGCAUCUGCGUGAAAAGCAGCUGGAAAACCAAGAUCUACUAGUCAAGUGUAUCUCACAAAACCUUGGAUAUGCUGGGGACAAGCCUGUUGCUGCAUGUGUCAUUUACAAAUGUCUCCUUCAUUGGAGAUCAUUUGAGGUCGAAAGAACCAGCGUCUUUGACCGUAUCAUUCAAAAAGUAUCUUCGGCCAUUGACGUCCCAGAUAAUAAUGAGGUUUUGGCGUAUUGGUUAUCUAAUUCAGCCACAUUAUUAUUGCUUCUGCAACGCACACUCAAAGCAACUGGAGCAGCUAGUUUAACACCACAGAGACGAAGAACAGCAUCAACAUCCCUAUUUGGAAGGAUGGCACAAAUUUCUCUGUGCAGUCUUCUUCUACAUCGUGAGUGCUGCUCAUUCAGCAAUGGGGAGUACGUUAAAGCAGGUUUGGAUGAAUUAGAGCAGUGGUGUGUAGAGGCUACUGAUGAAUAUGCUGGCUCAGCUUGGGAUGAGUUAAGGCAUGUCAGGCAGGCAGUUGGUUUCCUGGUCAUUCAUCAAAAGCCGAAAAAGACACUAGACGAAAUAACAAGAGAACUCUGUCCGGUGCUAAGCAUACAGCAGCUAUACAGAAUCAGCACAAUGUACUGGGAUGACAAAUAUGGCACUCAUAGUUAUUGCAAACAUGAGGGUAUGAUGACAGAGGACUCGAACAAUGCCGUAAGCUCUUUCCUUUUGGACGAUGAUGACUCGAGCAUCCCAUUCACGGUGGAAGACAUAUCAAAGUCAAUGCAACAAGUGGAUUUUCAUGACACUGAACCUCCUCAACUGCUCCGUGAAAACUCGGGUUUCGGAUUCUUACUCACAGGUAAAGAAGGCAGUUCUACGGAAACUGUUUGUCACACCGAGGAGGAUGUUCCAGUGUAA
Microthlaspi erraticum is the source of this 1320-nucleotide messenger RNA. The record is from the annotation of a GenBank genome assembly. Lineage: Eukaryota; Viridiplantae; Streptophyta; Magnoliopsida; Brassicales; Brassicaceae.